Messenger RNA from Argiope bruennichi, 6465 nucleotides. RefSeq names its product choline transporter-like 1. Gene Ontology annotation, biological process: transmembrane transport. The coding region runs from base 218 to 2290 and encodes 690 amino acids. Gene Ontology annotation, cellular component: membrane. The transcript has a single exon. Lineage: Eukaryota; Metazoa; Arthropoda; Arachnida; Araneae; Araneidae. The record is from RefSeq and is a predicted model, not a curated record. Gene Ontology annotation, molecular function: transmembrane transporter activity.
CAAAACUGUAACGGUGCUAUCCGAAAAAUCGAAGUAUUUUUGUACGUUUUUCAACUUACUGAAUAACUAUUUUGGUAAAUGGAAGCGGACUGUUUCCGUUUGCUUUAUAAUCAUCUCAGGAAAUGAUUUAUAAAAAUAGUCUUAAACAGCAAAGUAAACGUUCAAUUCAUUAUUUUUCUCAGAUACAGUAGCAGUCAACACAUUUAACGAAUUAAAAAUGUCGCCUUGCUGUGGACAAACGGAGGAUUCCGUGUCAAAACAUAAUAAUUCUCGUAGUUGCACUGAUGUUUUUUGCCUCUCUAUAUUCGGAAUAUUUUGGGGUUUGUUAAUUUUUGUCGCUGCUUUUGCAAUUGUCAUAGGUAAUCCAACCAGACUUGCAUAUGGACAAGAUAGUUUCGGAAACACCUGUGGCAUGAAAAAUGAAGAAUUGGGUAAUAUGACAUUUUCUGGAAUGGAUAUGACAGAACGUCCAUAUUUGUUUUUCCUGAAUAUGAGCAACUUGUAUCAUUCAUUAAAAAUAUGUGUAAAAAAGUGCCCCGACAAAAACUUAUGGAAUGAAAAUGACAUUGAAGAAUUUGAAUCUAAUACUGGAUCGCACUUAUGCCGUUAUGAUAUAGCAAAUUUUAAGGGUAGAAGUGCCUUAUAUCCAGUUGUGAGAAAUGAAACUGUUGAUAAAUAUUUUCUUCGUGUUGAAGAAAAUAAUGGUCACUAUGCAUGUCCUAAACCUCCUAUAUUGUCAACCAAAUCUUUAUUCAAACGAUGUGUGCCUUUGCCUAUAGCUAACUUUGCAGGCGAUAUAAUUUAUAGUGUGUAUGCUUAUUUAAAUAGUUUUGAUACUAUUCAGCAAGUAGUAAGCGACAUCUAUGCAGUAAGAAUAGAAAUGCUGUUUAUGGUUGCAGUAGCUAUUAUUGUAUCCAUAAUCAUGGUGAUUUUAAUUCAUAAGUUAGCCUCUUUUGUAUCAUGGAUCAUAAUGGUUAUUGCUAGUAUAGCAUGUAUCGCUGGAACAUGUGUACUAUGGUGGACUUACGUAGACAUAAAAUGGCAGCUGGAUUCUACUCCUUUUAACCAACUGUUGUCUGAAUCGGUUCAGAAUGAACAAACAUUUUUAGUUUAUUCUAUUUUAGCCACUAUAUUUACUGCAAUAUUACUUUUGAUUGUUUUUGUGUUGAGAAAGCGAGUAAAUAUUGUAGUCUUAUUAUUUGUAGAGUCUGCAGAAUGUAUUAAAGGUAUGCCGUUCAUCCUCUUACAACCUGUUUUUACAUUUAUUGCUCUUGCUUGCUUUAUCACAUUUUGGAUUUUUGUUUUAGUUGCUCUUGCCACAGCUUAUUAUCCAACUAAAAAUAGAAUAGAAAAUCCUUUGCAGCUAACAUCUCCAGCCCCUUUUCCUGAAAAUUUCUCGGGUACUAUUGUACCUGCCCCAGUGUUGGAAGAAGAGCGAGUUUUAAACAAAGCUUUCACUCUUGUUAGUUUCACUGAAAGUUCUUGGGUUCAGUACAUGUGGUGGUACCAUCUCAUUGCAUUAGUAUGGACCAGUGAAUUCAUACUUGGUUGUCAACAAAUGGUCAUUGCUGGUUCUGUUGCUACAUGGUACUUUUCAAAAGAUCGUAACAAUAUACCAAGGCCCAUUUUGAAAUCUGUUGCAAACCUUAUUGUUUAUCAUCUGGGGUCUGUUGCUCUUGGUGCUUUUCUUAUCACUUUAUUUAAAAUUCCUCGAAUAAUUUUAACAUACAUGAUCAGUUUCAUGAAAAAAUAUCAAGAAUCGAAGUGUAUUUCAUGGUGCCUCAAAUGUUGUGUUUGUUGUUUAUGGUGUAUGGAAAAAUGCAUUCGUUAUUUGAAUCAUAAUGCUUAUACCAUUGUAGCAAUUCAGGGUAUUAAUUUCUGUACAGCUGCCAGGGAAGCCUUUGAUAUCUUGGCUUCUAAUGCCUUACAAGUUGCAACAAUUAAUAGUGUUGGUGAUUUUAUUCUGUUCCUUGGAAAAUGUAGUGUUGCUGCAAUCACUGCCUUUUUCAGUGUUCUGCUCUUGAAAAAUGACCCAGAACUGCACUUCUAUGCUAUACCUGUUAUUCUUAUUACAAUUAUUGCUUAUUUUAUUGCCCAUUGUAUCCUGUCAAUAUAUGAAAUGGUAAUUGAUACCUUAUUUUUAUGUUGUUGUGAAGAUAUAUUAAGAAAUGAUGGUUCAAAAGAGAAACCUUUCUUUGGUGGUAAGUUAGUACGUUAUAUAAAAGGCUAUGAUGGUCAUAGUUUACAGCCUUUGAAUAAAGUUGGUGGUGAUGUAUCUGAAACUGAAUAAGUAGAUGUAUUUAUAUGGCAACUGCUUUGGUCAAAUUUGCUUCUGUAAUAUCUUAUGUAAUUUACAGAAUAGAAAUUCUAUUGUAGAACAUGGAUUUAUUAGUUUAGAAGUGUUUAUACUGUACUUAAAAAUGCAUUCUGUUACUAAUGAUAUAACUAGUAAUAAUUAAGUAUUCUUUUUUAAGAGGAUGUCCAUUUUAAGCAAUAUUUACUUUGUAAAUGAAGAUAUUUCUUAAAAUGCAGUUUUAAAAUUUUAAUUUUGUACUUCAUUCAAUUUUUAACGCACAAAGCUUAAAGCUUACUUAUGAUUCCUGAUUAUUGUGAAUUACACUAUAAAGUUAAGAGCAGUAGAAAUACACUAUACUUGUAUUUCUAGCGUUCUUAACUUUCUAAUUAAUUUGAAUUUUUAAAAAUGCUUGAUUAAAAGUAAUUUUCUAAGAAAUAAUUUUUUGGCAUUGAAAAAAGCAUACUUAAAAUUUGACUUGAAAAUGCUAAUGAAUGUUGUAAUUGAAAAUUUAAUGUGUAGUUGAUUAACUUUGUAUUUUCACUAUUGCUAUUCAAUAUUAAUAUUUCAAGCUUUAUAUAUAUAUAAGAUUUAUUUGAGCAACUAUAUAUAUCUUUUAGAUUUAUUAUUUUUUAUGAAGAUUUUUUUUUGUAUAAAUGUAUGACUUGAAUUCAACAGUCAUGUUCUAUUAAUUAGUGAUAUUAGUUUUGUAGCAGUAUUAGUCAUUUAGAUUUAUUUCUGUCAUUGUUGAUGCUCAAAGAAAGAGAUUUUGUAAACUAUAGCAAUUUAUAUGUCUGGAGACUUUUUUCUUGUACUCUCUGGCUUGUUCUUUAACUAUGUAAUUGCAAGUCUGACUCUGGCUGCAAUUUUUAGCCCAGUAAUCAGCAAAUUUUUAUCCAUCAUAUUCAUAAGAAGAAGAAGAAGCAUGAAGAAGUAGUGUGAUUUACAGUUUAAAUUGAGACUUCUUAAACUAUUUAUCAUGACUGCAGUAAGAUUUCAUAUAUAGAUUUUGAAUUAACAAAAAAAAUUGGCUAUUCUUCCAUUUUAUUAUUUUUUUUUUCAUGUCAGUUUGUAAAAAUGAUUUAUAACAGCUUCUUCAUUAAAAUUUGUUUGUUCUAAAAUUUCUAACUAAAUCUUUUCAUUGUGCAUUUCAUUUUAUUGGGAUUUUAGUUCUUUGCAGAAAAAAGGAAAUUCUGUGUUGAAAAUUUUAAAAAGCUCUAAUUUCAACAUCUCUAUUUUAGAAAUGUUUCAUUUUAGUAUUGUUCAGUGAAAUCAAAGGAAUGAAUAUCAGAUUAUGUCUCAGACAAUUCUAAAACCUUUGCCUUUUUUUAAUGUUUUGUUAAUUCAUUCUGGAAGAAAACUUUCAGUACUUAUUUUAUGUUUUAUUAUGGUAAUCGCACUCUAUUCUAGAAACUUUCACAUCUGAUACUGUUGCUUCAAUACUGCUCACUAUUAUUAUGUCCAAUAUUUAAUAAAUAAAUAAAUAUAAGUUAUAUCUAUAUAUGUUAGAAAUUAUAAAAAUGUGAAAGUAAAAAAAAUUUUUUAAAGAAGGUUGUUACAUAAAUUUAUGUAAAUUGAGGCAAAACAUAAUUUGAGAUGGUAAUAGAGAAUACAAUGAUAAACAGUAUUUAUUUUAAAAAAUCAAGAAAGCUUUUAUUGUAGAAACAGUUUUGUAUUAAAAAGCAUGUUUUGUUAACGAACAUAAUAUAAAUAAAAUAAUGGUAAAUAACUUAGCAUGCAACAAAGCAAUUAGCAAAGAUGUAUAAAUAUAGUUGUUUCUUUUUUCUUUAGUCUUUACUUCUUGUAGUAAUAGGCUUUUGAUGAUAAAUAUUGAUCAGUAAUAUCCAUAAAAUUCAGAAUUUUUUGCUAAUUGAUCAGUAACAUCCAUAAAAUUCAGAAUUUUUUGCUAAGUUGAAAUUACUGAAAACUUAACUAAAUAUCUUGUCAUAUAAUGGAUCUCAAAUAAUUCUUUAAAAAAUUUUAUCUGGAAGAACAUUUUUCAUUUGUCAGAAAAAUUAUAAAAUUCUCACCAUUACAAUCAAACAUAUGAAAAUUUGCUCAGGUUUAUCUUUGUAACUUUGGUGCAUUUUCAUUUUUAUUCAUAAGAAAUUAUUAUUAUUUAAAUUCACAAAAUUCCAAUAUUUUCAUAGUUGGAUUUGAUAAGAUAAAUUGUCCAAAAAGUAUGAGAUGCAAUCAUUGAUAAUAGUUAAGUUCAUUGAAUUCAUCUGAGUAAUUAUGGACCAGUGGAAGAUGAAAUGAAUGCAGAGAGUAUGGGGAUUCAUUGUUCUAGGUUUUUUCCUUUCUAAAACCCAAAGAAGGUAAACCAACUUACCUUCCUAAUAUUUUCUUUUUUCUUAAGAGUUUCCUUUUAUUUAUUUUUAUGUCUUUAUAAUUUCUUUGAGAAUUCUUUUCCCGGAAGAUUCAAUGAAUCUCUGAGGAUAGUGACUGAAGCAAUGUUUUAGCAAUUAUUUUGUUUUCUGUGUUAGCUGGCAUUGCUAUUAAUAUUAGUGAGCAAAAAUUCAUUACAAUUUAAAUGUCGUUUUAUACAUUGAUGUCUCUGUAAAAAACAGAUUUUUAGAAUUGAAUAUACAUUUUUCAUAAAAUUAAAAAUAUGUUGCACAAUAAUUUGUAACAGUUUUGUUUCUUAUUCUCUUUAUAACAAUUUGAGUUUCGAUUUUUAAAUAUUUACUAUAUUAAAUAUAAAGAGUACAAAUUGUCUAAUCCCAUAAUCAUAGACUGAAAAGAAGGCUGCAAUGUUUAGUAUCUUACCAUUAAUUCAUUAGCAGUAUAUAUCUAUGUUCAGAGUUUGUUGCAAAAAUAUUUUUCCGUAAACAUUUAAUAAUGCUGCUCAAUAAAUCUCAAUUUUCUAUAGUUCAAAAUAAGUCAUUUAGUGUGUUGAUAUAUCUAUUUAUUUAAUGAAAUGCAUACUUUAUGUUCAGUAUAUUUUUGUCAUUAUUGAGUUUUAUGGUAUCCUGAAAAUUAUUAUUAAUCUUAUACAAUUUAUUAAUGUGUUUUAUGUAAUUUAGAUAUUGUUACAUUUUCAUGCUUUCACACAGUUAACUUUAAAAUUAGAUACUCCCCAUCUGUUUUUUAAUUAUUAUUUUUUAGAUGUGAGUAUUAAAGGCCACACCUUUUACCAAGACGAAAGAAAUUAUUUUUGAAAUUUAUUAACCUGCUGCUGUUUAUUGGUUAUUUGUAAUUCAUAUUUGUUAAAUUUCCUACCGAUUCACUUGUAUAUAGGUGUUUUUUUAGAAAGUUUAAUUGUGCAGAAAAUUUGUUAUGUCUUUUUCAAGUUAAAAAAAGAAAUUUGUAUAUGUAACUGAUAAGCAAGAAAUAAUAUCAGUAAUUGAAGUAUCAGAAAGAUUUAAAAAGCAUUGUUAGCAUGAUCUACUAUGUUUGACAUUUAAAACAAAAAAAUGGUAAUAUAUUAUUAGAAUGAUUUUUUAGGGAUUGCAAAAUUAAUCAUAUCAAGAAAAUUCUCAGAAUAUAUUUUUAAGAGGCACAAAUUUUGGUAUAACCCAUUGUCAAUUGCUUAGAUGAAAGUUGAUUUUACACUUGUUUAUCAUUGAAGAAUUAAUUUUUUUUUUUUUUUCUUCAAAAUUUUAAAGUCGUAUCAUGAAUAUUGAUGAUAAAUUUGUCUCUAGUUGACAAUUCAUCUGAGAAAACCAAUUUUCACUUUUUCAUCAUUCAACUUAUAAUUCCUAAUACAUCUAGCUAAUAUAUAAUAACUCCCAUUUAAUAACUUUAUUUGUUAAAUGGGAUUGCAGCUAUGGAUUUUUAAAAUAUAAUUGUUGUUUAUAAGGUUUUACAUUUCUCAAGUACUUUGUCUAAAUGAUGUCAGUGGCAAGCUGGUUUUUCAUUUGUAUCAAUAUGCACAAUUUUUAACUGCACAUCCUUAUACUUGAGCAUUUUGCCACUAUUUUCAUGUUUUAUAUAUUCAUUGUAUAAGGAUUUGAAAGCUUUAUUUUAUUUUACAAUCAUCAUUUGAAAUUAUUGAGAACAUUCCAUUGUUAAAUUUUCUGAUUGUCACUUUCAAUCUGAAAUUAUUUGCAUCUUGCCCUUCUCAUUGAUUGUAGUUUUACAUCUGUAUGUUAUAAUUAGACUGCACAUUUUAUCAAAGAUUUAUGUUAAAAUUUCAAAGUUGAAAUUUUGUAUUUCACUGAAUUACUAUU